GGACCGACUCGCUUUGAAAUUACUUUUUGACAAAAGCUUUCUCCUUCCCCGGCUGAAAUGUUUUUGCUGAAAGUUUGGGCGAGUAGGAAUACGCGUAGAAGGUUUCGGAAUGGUGACAAAACAUGUCGAUGAGCGUCGACCUUUUGGCUGUGCUGAGACGAUUUUUUUACGGGAGCCAGGCAGUUUUGCCGCUUGGAGCUCUCGGGCCUUUUUCAAACGUGGCCGUUUCCGCUGGCGGGGUUACCCUUUGGUAGAAUUCGCUCAUGUCAAUGGGGGCAAUUUUGCCUGCAAAAUGGAAGGAAUGCAAAAGUAGUCAAAAGGGCCGAACUGAAAGUGUGAUUGGUCUAAAGGACUUCUGUUCGAGAAUCGACAAACGACAAUUUAGAAACACCGCUCAACGUGCGCAAAAAUCGCUAGUCACAACUAGAGUCCCCAGGUCUAAAUUUGAAAAAAGUACACUGUCCUACGACUACUACGUCUAUCCUUUCCUCAGUCACCCAGAUCUCGUUACAAUGCGUAGGGUAUAUAAAGCUGUAAUUUCGAAUACAAUUCCGGUUCUCGCCCGCGAGAUAGCGUAAACUACAUAUCUAUGGAGAAUGAAACAUUUACCCUUUGACGGGAGUGCUGGCUGCCCCAGCG
Messenger RNA from Spizellomyces punctatus DAOM BR117, 639 nucleotides. RefSeq lists its product as uncharacterized. Lineage: Eukaryota; Fungi; Chytridiomycota; Chytridiomycetes; Spizellomycetales; Spizellomycetaceae. The transcript has a single exon. The record is from RefSeq and is a predicted model, not a curated record. The coding region runs from base 264 to 578 and encodes 104 amino acids.